GGCCGUACACGGCCAACAAUCGAGCCGUGGGUAACCUUUUCCCUUCCCAUCCCGUUCAUAUGGUGCGUUGACUUCCUCCGUCGCCGUUAAAGCGGAGCUAUCAUGGCGGAGCGCGUACAGCAGCCCCCAGCCAAGCGGCUCUGCUGUAGACCGGGCUACAGCGCAACAUGUAGGCAAGGCCAGCGGGCCGCGGGGGCGCCGUGUGGCGGCUCGGCUUCCACCCAGGGCGAAUCGAGCAAAACACAGAACCCGGAGUCUCUCCUGGACAUCGCCGCGAGGAAAGUCGCGGAGAAGUGGCCGUUUCAAAGGGUAGAGGAGCGCUUCGAGCGGAUCCCGGAGCCCGUUCAGAGACGGAUCGUGUACUGGUCUUUCCCGAGGAGCGAGCGGGAGAUCUGCAUGUACUCGUCGUUCAACACCGGCGGGGAGGAGAUCGGAAGUAGCGGGGAGAGCAGCGACGAGACGCGGCUGCCGUUCCGCCGGGGCAUCGCUCUGCUGGAGAGCGGCUGCGUGGACAACGUACUGCAAGUCGGGUUUCACCUCAGCGGAACAGUGAGGGAACCCGCCACGUCCUCAGAGCCCGAGCUGGUCUGCAACGUGAGCGUCAGCUUCGACCGCUGCAAAAUCACGGCAGUGACAUGCAACUGCGGCAACAAGGACAUCUUCUACUGCGCCCACGUCGUGGCGCUUUCGCUGUACCGAGUGCGGAAGCCAGAGCAGGUCAAACUGCGCCUGCCCAUCUCAGAGACUCUUUUCCAAAUGAACAGAGAUCAGCUGCAGAAGUUCGUUCAGUACCUGAUCACAGUGCAUCACACCGAGGUGCUGCCGACGGCACAGAAACUGGCCGACGAAAUCCUGUCCCAGAACUCUGAGAUCAACCAGGUUCAUGGAGCUCCAGAUCCGACGGCGGGCGCCAGCGUGGACGAUGAGAACUGCUGGCAUCUGGACGAGGAGCAAGUUCAGGAACAGGUGAAGCUCUUCCUCUCGCAGGGCGGGUACCACGGCGCGGGAAAGCAGCUCAACUUACUGUUCAGCAAGGUGAGAGAGAUGUUGAAGAUGAGGGACUCCAACGGAGCUCGCAUGUUAACGCUGAUCACAGAGCAGUUCAUGGGCGACCCCAGACUGGCGCUGUGGAGGCAACAGGGAACCACCAUCACUGACAAGUACAGGCAGCUGUGGGAUGAACUAGGGGCCCUGUGGAUGUGCAUUGUGCUGAACCCCCACUACAAACCCGAGCAGAAGGGUUUCUGGCUUCGACAGCUUCGCAGGUGGAACAGCGUGGACGUCUGCCCCUUGGAGGACGGUAACCAUGGCAGCGAGCUGACCAAUCUGACCAACGCUCUGCCCCAGGGCCCUCCUGGCAACCCAGAUUCACUGACUCGGCCUCACAGGACGGUGUUCACGCGGGCGAUCGAGGCCUGCGACCUGCACUGGCAGGACCCCCACCUGCAGCACAUCAUCACCGAGGACCACUACACCAAUUACUGUUACCAUGACAACCAGGACAGCUCCCUCUUCGACGCCCGAGGGUGGCCCCUGUGGCACGAACACGUCCCGACGGCAUGCGCCCGAGUCGACGCCCUGAGGUCACACGGUUACCCCAAAGAAGCGCUCAGGCUGGCCAUCGCCGUCGUCAACACGCUGCGGAGGCAACAGCAGAAACAGCUCGAGUUCUUCCGAGCCCACAAAAAAGAGCUGCUCCAUAAAGGCGUAACGUCAGUCACCAACCUGGAGGGCUGGGUGGGCCACCCUCUGGACCCCAUCAGCACCCUGUUCAGCACCCUCAUGGAGACGGGGCGGGGCAGCGAGGACGGAGCCACGGCCCUGCUCGACUUCUCGGGCUUGCCGGGUUCAGGUCGGAGGACGGAGCAUCCUGUUUUCCCCGCGCGGCGUUUCCUGGAGGACGGCGAGUCGUUCGUGUCGCUGGCUGUAGAGACGGCUCUGAUUGGUUUGGGGCAGCAGAGGGUGAUGCCCGACGGCCUCUACGCCCAGGAGAAGGUGUGUCGCAGCGAGGACCAGCUGCUGACCAGGCUUCAAGAGGUCGACUUAGAUGACACGCUGGUGAAAAUCUUCCGGAAACAAGCCGUCUUCCUUCUGGAGGCUGGUCCUUACAGCGGUCUGGGGGAGUUACUCUACAGAGAGAGCGUCCCCAUGCACACUUUUGCCAAGUAUCUCUUCACCUCCCUCCUACCUCAUGAUGCCGAGCUGGCGUACAAAAUUGCACUGAGGGCCAUGCGGUUGCCGGUCCUGGAGUCCACCGCCCCCUCCGGUGACUUGUCUCGGCCUCACCAUAUAGUGUCCGUGGUCCCUAACCGCCUCCCCCGCUGGUUCACCCUCAGCCACAUAGAGACCCAGCAGUGUGAACUGGCCUCCACCAUGCUAACUGCUGCUAAAGGCGAUGCUCGUAGGCUGGAAACAGUGUUAGAGACCAUCCAGAAGAACAUCCACUCCGCGUCCCACAUCUUCAAACUGGCCCAGGAUGCCUUUAAAAUCGCCACCCUCAUGGACAGCCUGCCAGACAUCACACUGCUCAAAGUCUCCCUGGAGCUGGGUCUUCAGGUGAUGAGAAUGACGCUGUCCACCUUGAACUGGCGGAGGAGGGAGAUGGUGCGAUGGCUCGUCACCUGUGCUACUGAGGCUGGUGUGUUUGCUCUGGACAGCAUCAUGCAGAGCUGGUUCACCCUCUUCACCCCCACCGAAGCCACCAGCGUCGUGGCGAGCACAGUCAUGUCCAACAGCACCAUCGUCCGCCUGCAUCUGGACUGCCAUCAGCAGGAGAACCUGGCCAACUCCGCCCGCACCCUGGCCCUGCAGUGUGCCAUGAAGGACCCCCAAAACUGCGCCCUCUCGGCUCUGACGCUCUGCGAGAAGGACCACAUUGCCUUCGAGACAGCCUAUCAGAUUGUACUGGACUCGGCCGCCACAGGAAUGAACUACACGCAGCUGUUUACAAUAGCACGCUACAUGGAGCACCGCGGUUAUCCUAUGAGGGCAUACAAACUAGCAACGCUAGCCAUGACUCACCUGAACCUCAGCUACAACCAAGACACACACCCGGCGAUCAACGACGUGCUCUGGGCGUGUGCUCUCAGCCACUCGCUGGGGAAAAACGAACUGGCAUCCGUCAUCCCCCUGGUGGUGAAGAGUGUGAAAUGCGCCACCGUCUUGUCGGACAUUUUGCGGCGGUGCACGUUAACGACGCCGGGCAUGGUGGCGCUGCACAGCCGCAGGAACUCUGGGAAGCUGAUGCCUCUGGACAAGGCUCCGCUCAGGCAGCUGCUGGACGCCACGAUCGGGGCCUACAUCAACACGACGCACUCCCGGCUGACGCACAUCAGCCCACGCCACUACAGCGAGUUCAUCGAGUUCCUCAGCAAAGCCAGAGAGACGUUUCUCAUGGCGCACGACGGACACAUCCAGUUCACGCAGUUCAUAGACAACCUGAAACAGAUAUACAAGGGCAAGAAGAAACUCAUGAUGCUUGUUCGAGAGAGAUUUGGUUGAAAGACGAUCAAAUGACCAAAUCGCCCUUUUUUACUUGAGUCUCUUUUUUUAUCCUCUCUGACUUGAAGUGAAAAUCCUCCUAAAACAACGUUCAUGCAGAUCUUGUUUUAUGAUUUGGCGUCGCGGGGUCGAAUGUGAUGAACACAAUUUACUGAAGGCAAAUAAUUGGACCGUGAUGUGGAAAAAGUCAUAAAGGUUCAGAGUGAAUAUUUCUCUUCAUUGUGACUGAUCAUGAGCCCAGACGGACAAGUCUGAAACUGAAGAAGAAGAACACUGUAAACCAUUGAAGCAACAGCCGGUGUUGAUGUGUAUAAAACCAUUAACUUCACAGAAGGAGAGAUCUGUCAGUUCCCGGAUGUUUCCCUUUAUAUGUAUGAAAGUGAGAGUAAGAGUUUUACACUGAGUAUAAACUGUACUGUCCAGUGGCAAAAUGUCCACCUUGCACUCCUCCUACUUCCCUCAGCAAAUGUUCACAGCCUCAAAGAGAAGACAAAUGGCUUUAAACCAAAAGGAGCAACUCCAUCUGACGUGACAAGUACCUCUUUUUAAGGAUCCAGCUUUACUCUUUCCCCUCCAGGUCCUCACCCAUCUGCUCGGUGAAGUGAAAGAAAAACUCAAAAUUCGCUGUCAGAAUUCAUUUACUGGGUUGAUAUUUCUUUCUGCCGCCUUCAGGCUGAUUGUUUUGGCUUCGCAGUGUUGUCUCAAACAUCCAGUAUGCUUAUUCUACGUUUCUACGUCUCAGAAACUCAAACACAAACUGCCACAGUGCUUGCUCUUGUGGGAACUUGGCAAAUGUCAACAUACAUUCUCAGGGAUUUCUCUAAAAAAGCUGACAAAAAAAAAAGAAAAGAGAACAAAAGCAUUUUAUUGUCCUGUAUAUAUGAAAGUAUAUGUCUGAAUAUUGAAAAAAAAUGUAUAUGUUAACUAAUUUAUGACAGAAUAUUCUAUGUAAGGCACAAUACUUGAAGCUGCAGUACGUUUGGUUUUUGAAACAAGAAAAAAAAACAUAUCAGAAGGACUUCAAAACGUUCGCCUUGCAUGGCAUCAGGGGCCAGUUCAGACUGCAGUGCACGCCGGCCGGUUUGGCUCCGCAGACAUGAAAUGAACUGCAAAAACUGGCCAGUUGCAAGACGGGAAGUGGACAUGCAAAGUGCGCAUUCUCCUGAACACAGAAGCGUAUUGAGGAUUGUAGGAGUCAGAGAAAGAGACGACUGUGGAGGCAGAGCAGCAACAACGUAACAGCCGGCGACUGCUGCCACGUUUGAGCCGAGCGAGAUCUGCCCUCCAUUCAGUCACUAAACAAAGCUCUGUUUGACGCCCGGCGUCCAUGCCUCUUCUUCUGACAUCUCGACUUUGUGCAGGACAGAAAGUUGCUCUAUACUGUAGGUCUUGACUGUUCCACUCUUUUUAACGCUUUUUGUGUUUUUUCAAUUUCGUUUUUCCUCUUCAGUUUAAUUUCUCUCUAGAAUUCCUCACACAAGAACAGCCUUCUUUCUUGCCUUGUCUUAAUGCUUUAAAAUAACCAAAUGGGAGUUCUGACUACCAAACUUUAUUCAUCCGCCGACCGACUUUGGUUACAACCUUGUAGUGUCUUUGAUUUCCAGCUGAACCGGCUCUGUAUUCUGUGCUUUAAAAGCUCGUUUCAUCUGUCUCGGUGUCGUCUCUCAUAUGUUCCCUCAUUGGAGGUCUGUUAGUAGCUCCUUUUUGUUUAGAAGCAACAUGUGCUCCCUUUUAUUUAUUACAUUAGGUAAAUGAUUGUACAACCAUGUCAACAUGCUCAUGAAGUUGAAACUAAGCUUUGAUACACUGAUCGAUUUAUUUAUGUAACUAAAUCACUGUUUUAUAAACUUGUUAAUGAAUCAACGUUUUGUUUUGAUUAAAUUUGUUUUUUUGAGAG
Messenger RNA from Chelmon rostratus (copperband butterflyfish), 5398 nucleotides. RefSeq names its product zinc finger, SWIM-type containing 6 (gene zswim6). NCBI's taxonomy places the organism in Eukaryota, Metazoa, Chordata, Actinopteri, Chaetodontiformes, Chaetodontidae. The record is from RefSeq and is a predicted model, not a curated record. Gene Ontology annotation, cellular component: Cul2-RING ubiquitin ligase complex. The transcript has 14 exons. Bases 103 to 3501 code for a protein of 1132 amino acids.